Vanessa atalanta (red admiral) is the source of this 1587-nucleotide messenger RNA. It is a transcript of the gene Trhn, whose product is annotated as tryptophan 5-hydroxylase 1. The record is from RefSeq and is a predicted model, not a curated record. Gene Ontology annotation, cellular component: neuron projection. Lineage: Eukaryota; Metazoa; Arthropoda; Insecta; Lepidoptera; Nymphalidae. Gene Ontology annotation, biological process: aromatic amino acid metabolic process; serotonin biosynthetic process. Gene Ontology annotation, molecular function: iron ion binding; tryptophan 5-monooxygenase activity. The transcript has 10 exons. Bases 1 to 1587 code for a protein of 528 amino acids.
AUGAGCGGGUCAGGAAAAGGUCUUUUAGGUUUGUGGUUGUAUAGAAACGGAUCGGAUUGGCAAGUCAAGAAUGAGUCUUCCCAUCAUCCCAAGUUGGCUGAACUACAUGCAGCUCAACAGCACCCGCAAGAAGGGGAGAGGAUCUCAGUUAUAUUUACUGUGAAGAACCAAGUUGGAGGCUUGGUUAAGGUUCUUUCGGUCUUCCAAGAUCUCGGUAUCAAUGUUCUCCAUAUUGAAUCUAGAAAAUCCGCCAUGGAAAUUUCAGCCUCUGACAUCCUGGUGGACGUCGAAUGUGACCCUCGUAGAAUGGAACAGCUCAAGCGAAUGCUAAAACGCGAAAUCCAGGAUUUCGAGGUGGUGUCCUCUCAAACUGGCGACGACUUCCCACCUCCAACACCAUUAUCAGCAGCGGCUAGCUUUGAUUUUGGUGAGAUGGCGUGGUUUCCGCGUAAGAUUUCUGAUUUAGAUCGCGCUCAAAACGUUCUCAUGUAUGGUUCGGAACUUGACGCUGAUCACCCUGGGUUCAAGGAUCCAAUUUAUCGCAAGCGACGGGAGCAGUUCGCAGCUAUUGCAAAUAAUUACAAAUAUGGGCAGCCUAUUCCGAAGGUACAAUAUACCGAAACGGAGAUUAAAACUUGGGGCAUAGUAUUCAGGGAACUUCACAAACUCUACCAGAAACAUGCCUGCGAGGAAUAUCUUGAAAACUGGCCUCAGCUGGUAAAGUAUUGUGGAUACAAAGAAGACAAUUUACCUCAGUUGGAAGAUGUAAGCGUAUUCUUGAAACGCAAGACUGGAUUCCAACUUCGCCCUGUCGCUGGUUAUUUAUCCCCGAGAGAUUUUCUAUCCGGAUUAGCUUUCAGGGUGUUCCAUUGCACUCAGUAUAUUCGUCAUUCGUCCGACCCCUUCUACACACCUGAACCUGAUUGCUGUCAUGAGCUCUUGGGACACAUGCCGCUGCUCGCUAAUCCCAGUUUUGCACAAUUCUCGCAAGAACUGGGUCUGGCAUCGCUUGGAGCUACCGAUGAAGAUAUUGAUAAAUUGGCAACGCUUUAUUUCUUCACGGUUGAAUUCGGUCUAUGCCGUCAAACUGAUGGAAGCUUUCGAGUGUAUGGAGCUGGUCUGCUCUCCUCCGUGGCUGAGCUGCAGCAUGCCCUUACCACGCCCGAUAAAAUAAAAAGAUUCGACCCCGAUGUCACCGUUAAUGAAGAGUGCAUCAUCACAUCAUAUCAGAACGCUUAUUAUUACACGGAUUCAUUCGAAGAAGCGAAGGAGAAAAUGAGGGCCUACGCGGACAGUAUUCAACGACCUUUCGGAGUUCGUUACAACCCAUAUACUCAAAGCGUCGAAAUAUUGAGUAAUGCUCAGAAAAUAACCGCUCUUGUUCGUGAACUGAGAGGAGACAUAUGUAUCGUGUCUUCCGCUAUUAAGAAGAUUUCCGCUCAAGACUCCACUCUUGACGUUGAAACAAUCGCAAAUAUGCUACAUACAGGACUCCAGGUUAACGAGAGAAGCCCACAAAGCACUUCGGGUGGUAGUUCACCGAAUUCAGAACGUGGCUUGUCCCCUCGGCCUGAUGUAACGAAAUAA